AUGUCAGACGAACAAAAUAAUUUGACAUCGAGUAAUAACGAUAGGCACUGCAAGAGGUGCAAUCGUGCCGAUGCCGAUGACGAUAUGGUAUGUUGCGAUGUAUGUGAAUCGUGGAUUCACUUUCAGUGUGCUGGUGUUAGUGAAUCUAUUGCCGAACCGGAUAGAAGUUUUAAGUGCAGUAAAUGCAUGACUGAUUGGGAUGGCGAAUCGAAAUCAGCUGUUUCUUUCAAUGAGUCGUCUGUUAGCAAGAGUAGUCGAGCAUCGCAGAAAUUGCAGCUUAGUCUUCAACUUCUUGAGGAGCAGCAAAAUUUGAAGCAGAAACAAAUCGAAAUAGAACAAGAGUACUUACGGAAGCGAUAUGAAUUGCUGCUUCAGAUUGAAGAGGAAAAGGAUUCUAGCAAAUCAAGUCGGAAAAGUGGAAUCAGCGUGAAAAGAAGGUGUGAACAAAUGGAGAACUGGCUUAAUAAGGGAACACAAGUUGACAGAGCGGGACAGUCAGAGCCUACAAUGUCUGAACAGAAGGUUACCCUGCCAGUACCAGUCGUUUGCCAGAAGAAUGAUGUUCCGGUACCAAAGCCAACGUCAUUUGUCUCGAACGUUCUUACUGUAACCAAUCCGAAUUUGCUUAAUCUCAAUCCAGGAGUUCCAGUUCCAGGUGAAAGUAUUAGUACCGAAUCGUUUGCAUCAACACCGGGCAAAACUACAGCAAAUCCGCAUUCUAUUUCUUCAGUAGUUUCUGGUAUAGUGAUCCCUGCCGGAGGUAGUUCGAUCACGUCCGCUGCUGGAAUGUCGACGAGCGUUUCGUUAAUACCCGUAUCUGUACCAACAAUUUCAACAUCGAUUCUGCCCAGCGUUACGGAUGCUCUUAUCCGUGCAGUGCCAGUCUGUUCAUAUUCACGAAUAAAUACCGGAGAAGUAAUCCAAACGAUUCCGCCAAUGUCUUCAUUGCAGUUGUAUAAAAAAAACCUAACUAACUCAGGACUUGUCUCUUCUGGAAAUACAGUAUUCACUUCUACUGUGCAGCAUCCUUCGAUUUCUGGUUUGGCAGUUUCCGGAGUUCCAUGGUUACCGGAAUUUCCCGUUUUGAAUCCAGUGUCUUCAUCUCCGCUACCCGAUAGGAGCUACCGUUCGAUUCCUGGCUUGGCCACAAUCACUUCUACUGUGCAGCAUCCUUCGAUUCCCGGUUUGGCAGUUUCCGGCGUUCCAUGGCUACCCGAAUAUCCUGUUUCGAGUUAUUAUCCACCAACAAGUGUGCCUGUUUCUGCUGUAAGACCGACGUCAGUACCGUUUGUUGUACCAUCAUCGUUGGGAGUUUAUGGAAAUAGACACGAUGUUCCAGUUAGCGUAGGGCCGAAAAGUGCUCAGUUGGCGGCUAGGCAGGUUAUGCCGCGUGAAUUACCGAGGUUCAACGGGGAUCCUCACGAGUGGCCCAUCUUCUACAGUUCUUUUAAGAAUACAACGGAUGUUUGUGGAUACACCGACGCUGAGAAUCUAGCCAGAUUACAACGUUGCUUAGGAGGUGCCGCACUGGAAGCAGUAAGGAGUCGUCUACUUUUACCAGCGUCCGUGCCGUACGUGAUGGAUACAUUACAAAAGCUCUACGGUAGACCCGAGAUUCUGAAGAAAGUGCGAAACGUUCCACCGCCAAAGUCAGAAAAUCUGAGUUCCAUUGUCUGCUACGGAUUGGCGAUACAAAAUCUCGUUGAUCACAUUGUGUUGGCCGAACAACAAGCACAUUUAUCGAAUCCUAUGUUACUUCAAGAAUUAGUUGAUAAAUUGCCCGCUUCAUUGAAGAUGCAGUGGGGCACGUUCAAGCAAGCGUAUACGAACGUCAACCUGGCGACGUUCAACGGAUUUAUGUCAGGACUAGUGAAUUUAGCUUCCGAGCUUUGCAUUGAUGUAGUCUCUGUCCAAAACUAUCAACAGUCGAAGAGAACGGAAAAACAGAAGCAAAAAGAAAAGCUAUUUACUCAUUCCAGCGUGCUGCCUAGUACGUCGAAAUACAGGUCAGUCGAGGAAUCUACUUCAAAAGCGUGCGCUUACUGUGGGAAAGACGACCAUCAGAUUAUAAAUUGUCGCGGUUUCAAAUCUUUAGACGUUGGAGGUCGGUGGAAGGCAGUUCGACAGAAGAACUUGUGCCGGUUGUGCUUGAUUCCGCAUCGUAAAUGGCCGUGUAGAUCGAAGAAGGAAUGUGGACAAGAUGGAUGUCGAGUUCGACAUAAUAUGCUACUACACAGUAGUCGCAAUGACGACGGAAAUGGUCAUAGGUCGGAAGAAGUCGUUCAUCAGAACCAUCAUCAUACGAAAUCCUUUUCGUUGUUUCGUUAUUUGCCAGUUACGCUGUAUGGAAACGGAAGAGAAGUAAACACCUUCGUAUUCCUAGAUGAUGGAUCGUCGUGUACACUGCUUGAAGAAGGAAUCGCUGCACAGCUUGGCAUAGAAGGAGAACCUGAUCAUCUAUGGCUGAGUUGGACCGGAAAGGUUAGCAGACAUGAAAAAACUUCAAGGAGGCUGAGUAUUAAAAUAUCCGGAGACGAACAUAAGGAAAUGUUUCAGCUGGCUAAUGUUCGUACGGUGCGUGAGCUAGGUCUUCCAAGUCAAACACUGGACUAUUCAGAGUUGUCGGAUAGAUUUCCGCAUCUUCAAGGACUUCCCGUAGCCAGCUACAUCGAUUCCAAACCUGGUAUGAUAAUCGGUUUGGAACACGUACGGCUUCUAACUAGCUUGAAGACAAGAGAAGGCUGUAGUAGUGAACCUGUAGCGUCGAAAACUCGGUUGGGAUGGUGCGUGUACGGAAGGAAUUGUGGAAAUGGAGACUCGGUUGAACAGUUACACAUCCAUUCAUGUGACAACAUGAGCAACAGCAGCCUACAUGAUGCAAUGCGGAAGUUUUUUGCGGUGGAAGAAGUAGUUUCGACGCAUCAGUUAGAAUCGGAAGAAGAUAAACGAGCACGUAGUAUUUUGGAGGUAACAACGGUACGAAAAGGAAACCGAAUGGAGACGGGUUUGCUUUGGCGAAAUGACGAGCGGAAUUUCCCGAACAGCUAUCAAAUGGCGAUCAGCAGGUUGAGAGGCUUAGAGAAACGGUUAGCAAAAGACCCCGACUUACGGAUAAAAGUCAUUGAUCAAAUCAAAAGCUACGAGCAGAAACAGUACGUUCGAAAAAUAUCGCCAGAAGAAUUAGCAAAAGUAAACACUAGGCGAACAUGGUUUCUACCGUUAGGUGCUGCGUUUAAUGAUAUGCUGCUCAAAGGUCCGGAUCUGCUCGUAUCGCUAGUCAACCUUUUGCUACGUUUUCGAGAAGGCAAAAUAGCAGUAUGCUCGGAUAUUCGCGAAAUGUUUCUGAGAAUUCUCAUUCGGGAAGAGGAUAAGUGGUCGCAGUGCUUCCUGUGGCGUAACAGUCCAGCAGAUGAAGUGCAGGUGUACGUAAUCAACGUCGCUAUGUUCGGAGCAACCAGCUUACCGUGUACGGCACAGUUCGUAAAGAACAGAAACGCUCUCGAAUAUGCCAAAUUAUAUCCCAGAGCAGCAGAUGCAAUCGUUUACAACCACUACGUCGACGAUUUUCUGGACAGUGUCAAUUCGGAGGAUGAAGCAGUAAAACUAAUUGAAGAAGUGCAGCUCAUCCACGCUGCAGCAGGUUUCGAAUUCGGAAAGAUAUUGUCGAACUCGUCGAAUGUGCUCGAUCGUCUGGGAGAAACCGAGUCGUUGAACAGUAAGUCGCUAGGUUUGGACAAAAAUCCUUCGUGCGAGCGAAUCUUAGGAUUGGUGUGGGUUCCGUCAACGGAUCGCUUUACCUUCGAUCGAUCAGCCGUUAAAGAUGUUCUAGGUAGCAAUAUUGUAACUCCGACAAAACGGCAAGUGCUACGAACAGUAAUGAAACUGUAUGACCCCUUGGGAUUCGUAGCACAUUUUGUGGUCCAAGGAAAAAUCCUAAUGCAAGAAAUUUGGCGUGCAGGAACUAACUGGGACGAACCGAUUUCUGAGUGCUUAAGCGAUCUUUGGAGUAGAUGGAUUGAGUUGUACGACAAGAUCGACGAAGUAAAGAUACCCCGAUGUUAUUUUGUUGGACCUAAGGAGGUGGAUGAAAUCGAGAUUCAUGUGUUCACAGAUGCCAGCGUGUCGGCAUGUGCAUGUGUAGCAUAUCUGAGGAUGUCGAAUAACGGAAGUUGCUGGUGUUCUCUAGUAGCAGCAAAAACAAAGGUUGCGCCAAUUCUUCCACUUUCAGUUCCUAGGUUGGAAAUUCAAGCGGCUAUGAUGGGAGCUCGAUUAAUGCAAACCGUAAGCUCUGCACUCACGGUCAACAUAAGAAGACGAUUCCUGUGGACAGAUUCAACGGUAGUUCUAGCCUGGCUUCGCUCCGACAGUCGUCGAUAUCCUCCGUUCGUGUUGUUUCGAGUCGGUGAAAUCCUUUCGCUUACCAGUGUUGAUGAAUGGUACUACGUGCCUUCAAAGCUCAACGUAGCUGACGAUGCCACGAAGUGGAAUACAGGAUUGUCGUUUGAUCCAGACAGCCGUUGGUUUCAAGCCCCCUCAUUUUUACCCACGAAAGAGCAGUGGCCCAAACAGUCUACUAAAGUAGAUGAAGCGGAUGCCUCCGUUGAAGAAGUUCGAGUAGUAGCAGUACACCAGGCAGUAGAGGAGAUCGUUAAUGCAGAUCGUUUUUCUAACUGGAAUCGAUUAGUAAGGGCGAUGGCUUAUGUUUAUAAAGCAAUAAAUAAAUGGAAACAAUCUGAAAGCGGUAGUUGUCUUCGGCAGGAUGAGUUCAAUAAGGCAGAGGAAGCUCUCUGGCGCCAGGCGCAAGCGCAGUCAUAUGAGGAAGAGAUUCAGGCAUUGACGAAGGGUUGCAGUGUUAGUAAACAAAGCUCGCUGAGGUCGAUGGCUCUCUAUCUGGACGAUAAAGGACUUGUUCGGAUCAAAGGCCGAAUCGGAAAUGCAUCACAUAUUCCCUACGCGACCAGGUACCCAGUAGUACUUCCCAGGAACAGCCGAAUAACCUUCCUUCUUGUGGAUGCUUUCCAUCGACGGUUUCUUCAUGCGAACAACGAAACAGUUUACAACGAAUUGCGACAGAAGUUUCACAUUCCAAAAUUGCGAACAUUCAUACGCCAAGUUGGAAGAAUUUGUCAGCACUGUAAAGUGAAGAAAGCUGUUCCGGUGCCACCGUUAAUGGGACCGCUUCCCAAAGUACGCUUAACGCCAUUUAUUCGACCAUUUACGUACGUCGGUGUCGAUUAUAUGGGACCGUUCGAGGUCAAAAUUGGACGCAGUCUGGUAAAGCGCUGGAUAUGCUUGUUCACCUGUCUCACGAUUCGGGCAGUUCAUUUGGAACUGGUGCAUAGCCUUUCAACAAUCUCUUGUGUAAUGGCAGUCAGAAGAUUUGUGUCUCGGCGGGGCGCGCCUCUUGAGAUUUUCUCCGAUAAUGGCACCAACUUCGUUGGAGCAAAUCGCCAGUUGUCAGAAGAAAGGUCGAAAAUCGAGAAAAUAUCCAAGCACUGUGCCGCCACAUUCACGAACGCAGAUACGCAGUGGCAUUUUAACGUUCCUGCAGCUCCGCAUAUGGGUGGACCAAGGGAACGCAUGGUUAAAUCCGUAAAGGUUGCGAUGAAAGCUAUCUCAGACAGUCCCCGACAUCCAAGUGAUGAGGUUUUAGAAACUAUCAUGUUGGAAGCGGAAGGCAUUGUAAAUUCCCGACCACUGACCUACGUACCGUUGGAAGCAGAAGAUCAAGAGUCACUCACGCCGAAUCAUUUCCUGCUAUACAGUUCAAACGGGAUUAAACAACCACCGAGCGAUCCUGUAGCUAAAGGAUACAUUCUACGGGAUAGUUGGAAGCUAGCGCAGCACAUCGUAGAUGAAUUCUGGCGAAGGUGGGUUCGGGAAUAUCUUCCAAUGUUAACGCGACAGACGAAAUGGUUCGAUGCAGUUAAACCAUUAGAACCGGGCGAUCUAGUUGUCGUCGUCGAUGAACAAGCUAGAAACCGUUGGGAACGAGGACGCAUUCUCGAGACGUUUCCGGAUAAUACCGGACAAGUAAGAAGAGCGACGGUGCAGACAAACAGAGGAGUGUUUGCUAGGCCGGCGGUGAAACUAGCCGUUCUAGAUGUCGUAAGCAGUAGCCAGAACUCGGAGCGAAUCGCUUCGGAAUCGGGGAUGAUUCACGGGUAG
This is a messenger RNA of Malaya genurostris, 6168 nucleotides long. RefSeq lists its product as uncharacterized. The transcript has a single exon. NCBI's taxonomy places the organism in Eukaryota, Metazoa, Arthropoda, Insecta, Diptera, Culicidae. The coding region runs from base 1 to 6168 and encodes 2055 amino acids. The record is from RefSeq and is a predicted model, not a curated record. Gene Ontology annotation, biological process: DNA integration. Gene Ontology annotation, molecular function: nucleic acid binding.